Cyprinodon variegatus (sheepshead minnow) is the source of this 2980-nucleotide messenger RNA. RefSeq names its product CUB domain containing protein 2 (gene cdcp2). NCBI's taxonomy places the organism in Eukaryota, Metazoa, Chordata, Actinopteri, Cyprinodontiformes, Cyprinodontidae. The record is from RefSeq and is a predicted model, not a curated record. The transcript is spliced from 5 exons. Bases 64 to 1317 code for a protein of 417 amino acids.
GUUGUGUGUCUCAGCUGGAAAAGCAGUCGAGGUUUUGAAAAAAGCGGAAUCCACAAUAACAAUAUGAGUCUCGGGGUGGCUAUACUGAUUCAUUUACUACUGUUGGUUGACAGGGCUUAUACUAAAAAAGGUGUCAAAUGUGGAGGAAUCCUCUCUGCUCCAUCGGGUAACAUUUCCAGUCCAAACUUUCCAGGUCUGUAUCCCUACAACAUUGACUGCGCCUGGCUGAUCGUGGUGGCCGAGGGUUCGUCUGUCCUCCUCACCUUCCACCAUUUUGAGCUGGAGUACCAUGCCAGCUGUGCUUAUGACUAUAUCAAAAUAUACAAUGGCAUAUCUGAGGACGAGGGGAACCUCCUUGGGAUAUUUUGCGGUGACAUUUCCCCACCUCAGUUUACCUCUUCUUGGAAUGUCAUGUCCAUUAUCUUCCAUUCAGACCGCCAUGUGGCCCACAGGGGCUUCAGCGUUGGCUACAGAAAAGGUGAAUGUCAACAGGUCCUGUCAGUUGUGAGCGGCAACUUCACCAGCCCAAAUUUCCCCAACAUCUACCCAAACAACAUUAACUGCCACUGGAGCAUCACCCUUGAAGCCGGGUACCGCAUCAAGCUCUACUUUCCUGUCAUGGACCUGGAGGGCCGCAACAGCCUGUCAGAUGAGUGCGACUAUGACUCUGUGUCUGUGUAUGAUGGGGACAGCCAGGCGGACGCCCUGAUGGGACGCUGGUGCGGCAGGGAGCAGCCUCCUUCUAUCAUCUCAAAGGGAAACCAGCUGCUAGUGGUCCUCAGCACAGACAGAAAUGAAGCUCACAGAGGCUUCUCCGCUUCUUAUCUAGGAGUGGUGCCUGUGAACGUGAGCUGCACUAGAUCAGAGUUUACCAUCCUGAUCCCUCAGCAGUCGUUACCUCAGCUGGACCGUGAGAGCAUCUACCUUGGAAACCCAACAUGUACAGCUCAGCUUACAACCACCUCAUACAAAAUACUGGCUCAGUUUGUCAACUGUGGAACGGCCAGUCAGAAACACCGGAACAUCACCAUGCUUGUGAACAAGCUCUACAUUGAUUUCUCAGAUGGAAAGCAGCAAAACGUGCAAGAAUACAAGGUGCAGUGCGACGCCUUACGGAAGGUCGCGUCUGUGUCCAUCAUUUCUGCAGAGGAGCGGCGGCUGGAGGAGCAGGCCCUGCAGACGGACAGUGACAGCAGCGCAUACGCUGUAGAACCACAGGCAGAACCCCAUGACUUGAGCGAUAUUGUCUUCAUCAGCAUCUGUGUUCUUGCUGUCAUCCUCAUGGUGAUAGCCAUUGUUUGGUUGGUGCUGCUUUAGUAGACAUCAUCAAUAGGUCCAGGUUUCAACAUACGCUCAUACAAAAAGGAAAAUACUAAAUUAAUGUUAACACUGCUUCCUAAACAAAGUUAUUUGUUUUUAAUACAUUUCCUCCUCUAACAACUUUUAAAACUGAUGAGGCCUGAAGGGUAAUAUGUAUUCAUUUCCAAAACUUUUCCAUGAAUAAUGCAAUAUUAAUGCUGUAAAGCAUUUCAAGUGUUCAGGAACUGCAUCCCACAUCUUGACUUGGUAUAUCUGCACUUAAACUGUACAAAACUGUACAAACUGAUGUUGUUAAAGUUAAUUCAAUUUUCCAACCAUUUAGCAAACAUUAGAGACAAAACUGAGAUUUCAAAAUAAUGUAUAUACAUCCACCAUUACAGAUUAUAAUGUAAAAUAAAACUAACCCCAAAUCAUCAUUUGGCCAUCAUCUUUCAUGGAUUUUUGGAAAACAAAACUUUUGAAAAUGUUACCCUUAAGUUAACAUUUCAUCUAAUCAUAAUAACCCAUUCUUCUACAGUUUUAGGGAGACUGAUGCCAGGUUUGGAUGUUUUCUGUGACAAAAACCUGCUCCUUAGUCCAGACAUAUAAACCAAUACCUUGUUUUCUUUUGUUAAAAAAAACAACGAAUCCUUGUUUCUUCAGUGUUGCUGUUACCAUACAAACCCCCUGGUCAGUUACAGUCCCUUCCUUUGGUAAAUCUGUUCCAUCAUUCAUUUGUUGAUCAAUAACUAUUACUGUGCCAUGAUGUAAAUAAUGAUCUGGACUGAAUCCUUUUAACCGUAAAACUGAUUAGAUCCUGUUUGACCUUCCUGAAAAAUAUGGCGUGAGGCUGAGAAAACAAAUAAGCAAAGAUUAAGAAGAUCAUCCUAAAGCCGCUUAACUUUAUUUCAGCUAAAUCAGAUUUUACAGUUAAUAGAUGUGAACUUAAUAAGAUUAAAUGCUGAAGUUCAAUAAAAAGAUGGUUCAUAGGCGUAAUAGGUACAUUUGUGUAAAUUUUUUCUAUCUGCCUUUUGUUUUCAUAUUUCCCAUUUUCACAUAUUUGUUUUUCCAUCUGAAAUUAUAUUAUGUGGAAAAAGUUUUUUUUUUUAUCAAAACAAAUAGUAAAGGGUUUGUGAACUUUUGGGCCACUGUUUUUAGUUUUUAUUUUUCAGGUGCAUAGUCAAACCAUGGAGAGGUUUGAUCUAUGCUAAUUCACCUCAAAUGAAUGGGUGUCUUUGAGAAACGUAUCAAAUCAGUCUAAAGUGUCACUAGUAUUUAGAUAUAAGUAAGCAGUAGAACUGUCUGUUAGCAUAACUGUGCUAAAUGAUUAAGAGGAUGAGCUGGUGAAUGUUCCUGCACUGUAACGAGCUCCUGCCAGGACCACACGCAAAAACAAAUGAUGCAAUAUUUGAAAGUAUAAAAUAUAUAUAGUUAUAAUCCAGCUAUAGUUGUUGACAUUUGUAUUUAAUGAAGUCUUUUUUUCAAUUCAGUUUAAAACCAAAACCAACAACAGAUGGUAAAGCAUGAUGUAAGCCAGAGCUAUGGUUUAAAUAUUUAAAUUUACACCCAUAAAAUGUAAAUGCGCUGAUGUGCCACAAUCUGUAAAAAGUUUUUGCAUUUUUAUGAACAAACUGAGAACAUGAUGAAGAGUAAAAACAAAAUAAAAUAUAAAAAAAAAAAA